Molecule: messenger RNA, 3235 nt
Organism: Salvelinus fontinalis (brook trout)
Lineage: Eukaryota; Metazoa; Chordata; Actinopteri; Salmoniformes; Salmonidae
Product: LIM zinc-binding domain-containing Nebulette-like
Exons: 8
Coding region: 294-1220 (308 amino acids)
Cellular component (GO): focal adhesion
Molecular function (GO): actin filament binding
Source: RefSeq, a predicted model, not a curated record
AACGCAGGAACAUCAUGUGGUCCUGGCUUGGCGCUGUCGCUGAAUCAAACGGCUUGGAUCGUGGUAGGUGCUGUGUCACACAAGCAGCCACAGUUUACGUCUGUUCAAUUGUAAUGCGGCAUCCACUCAGGACAGGAUAGUGACUGUGCGAACUCUGAGAGACGCGCUACUUUGUUUAUUUCUACCGACUUGACCUCGGGAUGUGAAGUAAAGCUGUUACCAGAUUUCAAAGAACUAUUUGCACACUAAUACAUUUGAUUUAUUGUCGUGGGGAAUAAGACGAAUAUUUGAAAAUGAACCCUCCGUGUGCGCGCUGUGGGAAAAUUGUCUAUCCGACGGAGAAAGUCAACUGCCUUGAUAAGAAUUGGCAUAAAGGAUGCUUCCACUGCGAGGUGUGUAAGAUGACUCUGAACAUGAAGAACUACAAAGGCUAUGAUAAGAAGCCCUACUGCAAUGCGCAUUACCCGAAGCAGUCCUUCACCAUUGUGACUGACACCCCAGAGAACCUGAGGCUGAGACAUCAGAGUGAGUUACAGAGCCAGGUGAAAUACAAAAAGGACUUUGAGGAUAGCAAAGGCAGGGGCUUCAGCAUUGUAUCGGACACGCCAGAGCUGCAGAGACUGAGGAAGACACAGGAGCAGAUCAGUAAUGCAAAGUACCACGAGGACUUUGAGCGGACGAGGGGCCGAGGCUGCACCCCAGUGAUGGAGGACCAAAACAUGGAGAGAAUGCACCACCGGAACAACCUGAUGAUGAGCGAAGCAGCCUACAAGGGAGUACACCCACAGGUGGUAGAGAUGGACAGGAGACCUGGAGGCAUCAUCGUAGACCUUGAGGAUCAGUGGAUGGACCCAGGCUCCAUCUUUGACUUUGACCUUGUGCAGGAUAACGUUGAGUCUAAAAGUUUUCAGAGACUGUCUGCUCCUGUGCUACCUGGGGCGUACCAUCAGAGUGCCCAGCCGCAACAGCCGGGGUACGGCUACAUGCACCAGACCAGCAUAUCGUCUGUGAGGUCUCAGCAGUCCCCCCCAUCUGUCACCAUGAGAGUUUACCGGGCGCUCUACGACUACGCAGCGCAAGACCACGACGAGGUGUCCUUCCGCGACGGGGAUGUCAUCGUCAACGCUCAGCCCAUCGAUGAGGGCUGGAUGUACGGCACCGUUCAGAGGACCGGCAAAUCAGGCAUGCUCCCUGCCAACUACGUGGAGUGCUUCAACUAAGGGCCGCAUCUCAAUAGUCUUUAAGUGAUUUCCUUUCCUCUCCCCUUGUCUCCUCUCCUCCAUCAGCACUGAUGUGAAAACAAAAAGAUUGGAUAGGCGGAAGGGAUAAGGUGGACUGGAUGCCUACUGGGAAAUUGACUUCCACCAGUUCUUUUAAUUUCAUUUCAGUACAGUUGAAGGAGAGGAGAUGAGGAAAGGAGGCCAUUCUAGAUUAUUGAAAUGCACCCAAGGGGCUAGCCUUACCAUGGUUUGGUGGAGUCCUCUCCCCAAGUUUCUGUUUGAAGCCUGGUCCUGGAGGCCUACUGUACAUGAGCAGAGAUAAAGGAACUGGGUGAUGUUGUUCAGUUUGCUCUGUCUAGACUACAGACCCAAACUAUCAUAGCUACUGUACAUUACCCGCUGAAAAUGGUAAUGGAAAAAUGUAUCAUGUAAUAAUACAUUUUACUUUUGGUUUAAUUUAAAGCAUUGGUGGCUUGUCCCACGUGAACAGUUAAUGAAAAAAUAUAUAUAUAAUUCAAUCAGAGAAUUGUAACCCUCAAAUAGACAACAUAAAGCAGACAAAAAAUGACCUAUUCAAUGGAAUACAUUUACCACUUUCUGGGAGAAGUCGAAAACAUCAUGAUUCCCACAAUAGAAACCACAUUUGAAUUCGUUAAGCAGUUUCUAAUUGUUUCACACAAACGUUGUGUUGACUUCAUGAUUCCAAAUGUGCAUUCUUGCAGCACAAGAACAAUAAUGUUUUCGACUUAUCCUGGAAAAGCAGUUAGUGGGUUUGCUUGAAUAGCGCCCAACCCAGUCCUCCAGCACCGGAAUAGGGAGGGACCCGCUUUCUUCUUGUACUCCUUUGUAUUUCAAUUAUUAUAUUUUGCAUUUGGACAUCAAUAUUAACCUUGUUUCAUGUACAAAUUAGGGGAGAGGGAGUGAAGGAGAAAUGAACUUUUCAGGACAAUCCUGAGCGAUUGCCAGACAGUCAGCUGUUUAGCUUAUGUUAUAUCAUUAACACGCUGCUUCAUUCUGUUUCGGUCUGAUGACAUAAAGGUUUAAACCAGCUCCACAAGUAAAUAUAGUUGAUACAAACUAUAAUCGAGUCAUACCAUCUCACCUCUUGCUUUGAGUUCAGUGGAGUGUCAAAUACCACACAGGCUUUAAUUAGAUUAUGUCCUCUUAGCGCUAACUAGCAACAUGGUUGUCAUAAAUUGCCAUGUAAACAGUGUCAAGUCAGAAUGAUAUAUGAAGUUGGAUUGUAAAUCUUAAGAUUUCUAAACUAUUGUGAACACUUUUGAUUCAUAAGCGCCUGUAAAAAAAACACUAAUGACAGAACACUCUUGGAAAAAAGGGCUCCAAAAGGGUUCUUCGGCUUCGAACCCUUUUUGGUUCCAGGUAGAACCCUUUUUGGUUUCAGGCAGAACUCUUUGGGGUUCUGUGUUGAACCCUCUGUGGAAAGGGUUCUACCUGGAACCAAAAAUGGUUAUUCAAAGGGUUCUCCUAUGGGGACAGCCAAAGAACCCUUAUUGGUUCUAGAUAGCACCUUUUCUUCUAAGAGUAUACAUGUAUUUUGUGCAUGUUAUAAAUGGUUUAUAAUAUCUUAAGGCAUGCAAAAUCCAUGCACACUAUUGUGACCAUUCAAGGACUUCAUUUCCGGGUACAUGGUAGCUGGGGAUUCUCUCUUUACUGUGGUUUUGUACAUUACAUUUUAUUACUGAAUGUGGUAACAAAUGAAAAUGUUGUGAAAUUCUAAUAUUUAUUGGCCUUUAAGAGACAACAACGGAACAGCAAGAAACAUCAAGCUUGGUGUGUUGCUGAUACAAUUUAUAAAGCCUUUUUUGUCCAAAGGUUUUUGCUUCUAGUAGUUCCGUUUUUUUUAACUGUCUCUUUAAAAAAUGUUUACUCAGUUUGUACGCCAACACCGAGUUUUAGUGAGGUGUCACUUUUUCCUCAGUUAACCAUUUGUUACAUUUUUUGGGGGUCAUUAAUUGCAGUGUGUCACGAGAAAAAUAAAAACACUUUGUCGACAA